AUGAAUGUGAUGGGUUGUGAAACAAAUGAGCUGGUUGCUAUUAAGAAGUUCAAAGACAGUGAAGAAAAUGAAGAGGUUAAAGAGACAACCCUUCGGGAGCUGAAGAUGCUUCGCACGCUGAAGCAGGACAACAUCGUCGAACUGAAGGAAGCCUUUCGCCGCAGGGGGAAGCUCUACCUCGUCUUUGAAUAUGUCGAGAGGAACAUGCUGGAGCUGUUGGAAGAAGUUCCUAACGGUGCAGCACCAGAUAAAGUGCGAAGCUACAUCUACCAGCUAAUCAAAGCCAUCAACUGGUGUCACAAGAAUGAGAUUGUGCACAGAGAUAUCAAACCUGAGAACCUGCUCAUCAGCUCCGAGGAUGUCCUCAAGCUCUGUGACUUUGGUUUUGCUCGUAACUUGUCUGAAGGAACGGAUGCCAACUACACCGAGUACGUGGCCACGAGGUGGUACCGCUCACCUGAGUUGCUGCUUGGGGCUCCCUAUGGCAAGGCGGUGGACAUGUGGUCAGUGGGGUGCAUCCUCGGGGAGCUGAGUGAUGGGCAGCCCUUGUUUCCAGGAGAAAGCGAGAUUGAUCAGCUAUUCACUAUUCAGAAAGUCCUUGGACCACUUCCUGCUGAGCAGAUGAAACUCUUCUACAACAACCCUCGCUUUCAUGGAAUCAGGUUUCCCUCAGUCACUCAUCCUCAGACACUGGAAAGGCGGUACCAAGGCAUUUUAAGCGGUUUGAUGUUGGAUCUUAUGAAGAACCUGCUGCUUCUCAACCCUACUGAGCGCUAUCUGACUGAGCAAAGUCUGAAUCAUCCUGCCUUCCAGCCACUGAGGCAGGUGGAGAGAGAGAGACCGCCACCUGCCUCGCCAAAUCCACCUCGCUCUUCCAAGAGGAAAACCCACCAUCAUGGAGAAAACACAGUCCCCACAAGGAGCCACACCAAGAGUUCAAGCCAACGCCGCUCCAGCAGCAAAGAAUGUUCAAGUCUUCCACGUCAUGGAGACCUUCAUCACCUUGGCAAUGAGAAUUUCCUCAACGGUAACAAACCCCCAUCAAGUUUAAGUCCAACACUCCACCCCAAGAGUCAGUAUCUUUCCCAGACACUAAAUCGCUCUGCCUCGUCAAACAAAGAUCUCGCCAAUAACAACCUACCGCAUCUCCUCAGUCCGAAAGAAAUCAAAAACAAACCUGAGUUUGAUUUCAAUUUGGUACCUUCACCCAAGUUGCCAGAACAGGGGCACGGUGCAAAGUAUGGCCACAGCAAGUCCAGUAGUUCCUCUCGAUCUCAGCAGCAACAACAACAACAGCAGCAGCAGCAGCAGCAGCAAGGUGGGCGCCACACCUUCCUGGAAAGCAAGAACAACACCUUACAGUCAGGAGGAGAAAAACAACACGGCAGACACUCCCACAGCGUGGCGGACUCAGCUCACGGGUCAAUGUCAUCGUCGUCCAAAAGCUCGGCCUCUUAUCUCAGCUUGUCCAAAAGCCACAGUGCUCUGAGUGAUGCCAAAUCCAUUGGGAACCUCAGUGAUGGUCGACUUCACCCUGACGACCCAAACUCAAAUGCAACAGCGCCGGUGGGGCCCAGCGCACGUUUCUUCCCUGCCAGUUGUCUUGACCUCAAUGCCCCCUCGGGGGCCCCGGGACCGCCUGGUAGCCCGUCGGCACGACACAGCGAUCGCUCCGGGCACAGCCCCGCAUCCCGUGGUAGCGGCAACGUCCGAAUGGAGAGCAGCACGCUGGACUCAUCCUCCAGACACAAGUCCAGACAUAAACCAAUGGCUCCAGAGGAAGCCAAGGCUCCAGAAAUUUUAGAUCCUGGGGGUUCAGCGAUGCCUGCCACCCACACACUGCCAUCCCCACAUGAUUCGUACCAUUAUGGCCUGGGUUACUCGUCCCCAUUCUCCUCCCAGCAACGGCCUCAACGUCACUCCAUGUACGUGAGGAGAGAACGCCACCGACCUCAUGGCGUAGAUGCUGGAAUGGCAGGCUUGCCCCCUCCAGGUCAAGCGAUACCAACACGAGCUUCUAGCUUGCAGCUCCUUUCACCGCAGCUUCAGCACAGGACAACCCUCACUGGACACUCAGUGAGCUCCUCUAGGGAAGACUGCACAGAUGGCAUGACCAGGGGCGAGCAGUCACCCAAAGACAUGAGCCACCCUUGUGUUCCUAUCAAAGAUUCAACAAGGGACAACACUGCAGCUUUUCAUUCUCAACGACCGCCCAAAAAUGAGGUUGGUAUGUAUCACGAUCCUCAUGGAGAGGAUGGCGUGUCCUCAAAGGAGAACCGUAUGAUCUUCACUGAGUCGAUGCCUCGAAGAGUUGGCAGUUUCUACAGAGUGCCAUCUCCAAGACCAGAUAACUCAUCGUCUUUCCAUGAGGGUGUUGGGCAGGGUCGGGGACCAAUCGUACCCGUUGUCCCCGGUAACCCUGUUUCUAUGGCCAAUCACUCCAAACGCCAGACUGCCUUUGACUGGAGCGCUGCUGAAGCAAUGGUGAUGAAUCCUCCAGAGCCUGCCAAAGAGAAGGAAAAGCAAGGCUUCUUCAGAGCCAUUAAAAAGAAAAAGAAGAAAACACAAAUAACCGACAUGGCGGACGGGAGGAACCCCAGUAUCAGGAAAAGCCUCUUCCCACUCUUCAGCUCCAAGAACAGCAUCAAGCACAACUCAGCUGUCAAAGUCCUUCCUGUCGUGCCCUCGCCGAUGCUGCAACAGCAGCCUCCGCCACCGCCGUAUCCUGGUACAACGGGACCAGUGAACACACAAGAGCAUUUGUCACUGCAGAGGGGCUCCAAGUCAUCCUCUCACCACGGAAGCCGUCGGAAGAACCGAGAGCGAUCUCGAGACAGAGACAGGGAACGAGAGCAGAGCCGAGAGCGGGAACGAGACCGGGAAAGAGAAAGAGGGCGAGAGAGGCUGAAUGACUGGCCUACAGAAAAAACGGCGGACUCGCAUUCUCAGAGCCAACCGCUGAAGUCGCUUCGCAGGCUCCUUCACCUUUCUCCGUCUCCAAACCAAGGCCAGCCCCCUGCUCCACCUCCUCCUCCAGCAGACCUGCGCUUCCAGCCCCCCCUCCCCAACCCCCCUCCGCCAGCUAAAGCAGCCUACACUGAGGGCAGGGGGCAUUCCGAGAGCCGGGGCCACUCCGGGGCCAGCGGGUCGUCGCAGGCCAAGAGUCGUAAGGCCAGCUACCCGCUGCCGGGCCAGCUAGAGUCUGCCUGGCACGUGUCGGCACUGCAACGGGCCGAGGGCGCGCAGUUCACGGCUGAACAGCUGGGCAUCAAAUCGGGGCAGAAUGGACCCACAUUUACCCGUGCCUCCCGCACCAGAAUGCCAAACCUCAAUGACCUGAAAGAGACGGCGCUCUAG
Nerophis lumbriciformis (worm pipefish) is the source of this 3357-nucleotide messenger RNA. The record is from RefSeq and is a predicted model, not a curated record. Lineage: Eukaryota; Metazoa; Chordata; Actinopteri; Syngnathiformes; Syngnathidae.